AUGUUGCAAUCAUUCGCCCUUGCCGCCCUCUUGGGUGCCAGCUCAGUCCUGGCGGCAGCCGCCAAGUGUGGUGUUGGAAACAAGUGUCCUAAGGACACACCAUGCUGUUCCCAAUACGGCGAAUGCGGCAUUGGUGCAUACUGCCUUGGUGGUUGCGAUCCCCUGACGUCCUUUUCUCUGGAUUCCUGCGUCCCUGCGCCUACCUGCAAGGACAAGACUCUCAAGUUCGGCAGCCUUGACAAUGUCAAGGAUAUUGGCGAAUAUCUUGGUGACUCCGACAAGGCGGACUGGGUGGUGUCAGGAGAGCCUGUCCUGAACGGCGGAAACACCCUGCUUACCAUGCCCAAGGGUAGUGUCGGCACUGUCAUGUCAUCCACAACCUACAUGUGGUACGGCAAUGUCAAGGCUCGCCUCAAGACCAGCCGUGGGCCAGGUGUUGUUACUGCCUUCAUUCUCUUCUCGGAUGUCAAGGAUGAGAUCGAUUUUGAGUGGAUUGGUACAGAUCUUGCCACUACCCAGACCAACUUUUACUUCCAGGGCAUCACAAACUACCAAAACUCCGCCAACACCUCUGUCACCGAUACUUUCAACAACUUCCAUGACUAUGAACUGAAAUGGACACCCGACAAGAUUGAGUGGUGGGUGGAUGGCAAGCUGGGACGAACCAAGGAGCGCAAGGAUACCUGGAACGCGACAUCUCAGAACUGGGGCUUCCCUCAGACCCCUUCUCGUGUCCAGCUGUCUCUCUGGCCUGGUGGUCUUGAGACUAACCCUCAAGGUACCAUUGACUGGGCUGGUGGUAAGAUCAACUGGGACUCCGAAGACAUUAAGAAGGUUGGAUUCUUUUACGCCGAAGUAGAGUCGGUUUCCAUUGAGUGCUAUGCCGGCAGCAACGGAAUCGGUACCAACAAGGGAAAGAGCUACUACUACAAUGAUCUGCGUGGCACCAACGAUACGGUUGUUGAUGGCGACAAGGAUCACAUCAUCGCCUCCCUCCAGGCCACCGGUCUGGAUAUGCAGAAGGGAAAGAAGGACGAGACCAACACCGACAAGGACAAGGAUACCGAGGACAAGCAAACCAUCCCCGGAGGUUCCACCGGUUCCCCUGGUAGCGACCACAGUGACGAGAACAACAGCACCGACACGAGCAGCGGUGACAACUCAUCAUCAUCAGGAGGCAACAACAACAGCAACUGCGCGGAUGGAGACUUCUGCCAGGGUACCUCAACCGACAGCACGACUGACGGCACCAAGGGUGGCAGCGCCAAGUCUAGUGCUAGCGCUCUGGCAAUCAUCAUUGCUGGAUUUGCCCUCUACUGGUUAUAA
This is a messenger RNA of Clonostachys solani, 1326 nucleotides long. The record is from the annotation of a GenBank genome assembly. NCBI's taxonomy places the organism in Eukaryota, Fungi, Ascomycota, Sordariomycetes, Hypocreales, Bionectriaceae.